Messenger RNA from Acanthosepion pharaonis, 1350 nucleotides. The record is from the annotation of a GenBank genome assembly. Lineage: Eukaryota; Metazoa; Mollusca; Cephalopoda; Sepiida; Sepiidae.
AUGUUUCUUCUCUUCUCUCUUUUUUUUUAUAGCUAUGUACCUGACUGGAUAUAUCUAUUUAUCUGCAUAUAUAAAACACAAUAUCUAUCUAUCUAUCUAUCUAUCUAUCUAUCUAUCUAUCUAUCUAUCUAUCUAUCUAUAUAUUUGCUAGUUGGUGUCCAUCUAUCAAUCUGUCCAUCUAUGUAUCUAUCUAUUAUCUAUCUAUCUAUCUAUCUAUCUAUCUAUCUAUCUAUCUGCCUGUCAAUAUCUAUCUAUCUAUAUAUUUAUCUAUCUGCCUGUCGGUAUCAAUCUAUCUAUCCGAUUAUAAGUAUCUAUCUAUCUGCCCAUCAGUAUCUAUCCAUCAAUAUGUAUGUAUCUAUCUGUCAGUAUUUAUCUAUAUAUAUAUGUCCAUGUAUCUAUCUGCCUGUCAGUAUCUAUCUAUCUGUAUCUAAGUAUCUAUUUGCCUUAUCUAUCUAUCUGCCUGUCAGUAUCAAUAUCUAUCUAGGCUUUGAUCUGUCUGUUAGUAUCUAUCCUUAUAUAUGUCCAUGUAUCUAUCUGCCUGACAGUAAAUACUUAUCUAUCAAUCUAUCUAUCAAUCUAUCUAUCUGCCUGCCAGUAUCUAUCUAUCUAUCUAUCUAUCUAUCUAUCUAUCUAUCUAUCUAUCUAACAAUUUGCCUUAUCUAUCUAUCUAUCUAUCUAUCUAUCUAUCUAUCUAUCUAUCUAUCUAUCUAUCUGUUAGUAUCAAUCUAUCUAUCUAAUUAUCAUUUAUAUAUCUAUCUGCCCAUCAGUAUCUAUCUAUCUAUCUAUCUAUCUAUCUAUCUAUCUAUCUAUCUAUCUAUCUAUCUUUAUAUUUACCUACCUAUUUACCAGUGUUUAUCUAUAUGCAUAUCAUUAUCUAUCAUUAUUUAUCUAUCUGAUUACCAUAUCUAUCUAUCUAUCUAUCUAUCUAUCUAUCUAUCUAUCUAUCUAUCUAUCUAUCUAUCUUUAUAUUUACCUAUCAGUAUCUAUUUUAUUGAUACUGGCAUCUCUCUGCCUAUCAUUAUCUCUCUAUCUAUAUAUCUAUGUAUCUAUCUAUCUAUCUAUCAGUAUCUAUAUAUGUAUGUAUGUAUCUAUCUACCCAUCUCCCUGUUAGUAUCUAAGUAUCUAUCUAUCUAUCUAUCAAUCUAUCUAUCUAUAUCUCUAUGUAUCUAUCUGCUUCAUAUCAGUAUGUAUCUAUCUAUCUAUCUAUCUAUCUAUCUAUCUAUCUAUCUAUCUAUCUAUCUAUCUACUGAUUUGCCAGUGUCUAUCUAUCUGCAUAUCAUAUCUAUCUAUCUAUCUAUCUAUCUAUCUAUCUAUCUCCCUUUCAGUAUCAAUUCUCCUGUUCAUCUUUGA